CGACGAUGGGAGCUUCUUUGCAUUGAAGGAGGUCCCACUGAACGGGGAUCCGGCUCUUGCUCAGGAGAUAGAGCAGGAGGUGGAGCUGAUGAGUCGCCUGCAGCACCCCAAUAUUGUGCGCUACCUGGGCACGUGUCACCGCAGUGGAACGCUCUACAUCUUUCUGGACCUGGCCAAGGCGUCGCUGGCAUCCAUGCUGAAGAAGUACGAGCGCUUUGGCGACGCGCUCAUUCGCACGUACACGCGCCAGAUCCUGCACGGGCUUGCGUACCUGCACAUGCAGAACACCAUGCACAGGGACAUCAAGUGUGCCAAUGUGCUCGUCGACUCCCUGGGUCAAGUCAAGCUCGCAGACUUUGGCAUGGCCAAGAAUUUGGAUCGCAGCAUGAUGGCAUGCUCUACCAAGGGCAGCCCCUACUGGAUGGCUCCAGAGGUGCUGGGAGCAGUGUCAGGUGGAUACGGUCUACCUGCGGAUAUCUGGAGCCUGGGUUGCACAGUGCUGGAAAUGGCGCAGGGGAAACCGCCGUGGUGCCACUUGGAGGGGGUGAGUUGGGAGGCAAUGAGAGGGAGGCGCAUCUUGCUUCCCCCCAUGUCUCCCUCCUCAUAUUCACCACCCGCUCUUCCUCCACGCCUUCCCUUCCUUUCCUCCCACGUUCUCUUCCCUGCACACCCUUCCUGCUGCUGCUCCUCGCGUCUCUCUCUGGCUCGCGCCAGUUCUCCUUUGUGUUCAAGCUCAAGAAUGGCGAUCUGCCAGCCAUCCCAGACACACUCUCACACGAGGGCAAGGACUUUGUUCUGCGCUGCCUGCGCCACAGCCCCUCCCAACGCCCCACCGCCACAGAGCUACUCUCUCACCCUUUUGUGGCGGAGGAGGGAGGAGGAGGAGGAGGGGGAGUGGCAGGGGCGCCUGUUCUUGUUGCUGCUUCGAACUCCUGGCAAGCGCAGGGGCACGAACAGCAGCAUCAGCAGCAGUCGCCUAUGCAACAACAGCCCCAGCAGCAGCAGCAGCAGCAGCAGCAGCAGCAGCAGCAGCAGCAGCAGCAGCAGCAGCAGCAGCAGCAGCAGCAGCAGCAGCAGCAGCAGCAGCAGCAGCAGCAGCAGCAGCAGCAGCAGCAGCAGCAGCAGCAGCAGCAGCAGCAGCAGCAGCAGCAGCAGCAGCAGCAAGGGUUAGGGUUUGCUCGGCCUGCUGCGUCUGGUCGGUGGUCGCCGCAGCAAGGGCACACAUUAGGGCCGCAGACCGGUGCAGGUGUGUCGGGUUCGAUUUUGAGUGGAUGGGUGGGACAGCAACAGGGGCAGGAGGAGUACCCAUGGGACAUUCUCCUCAGCCUGUGA
Molecule: messenger RNA, 1332 nt
Organism: Closterium sp. Naga37s-1
Lineage: Eukaryota; Viridiplantae; Streptophyta; Zygnematophyceae; Desmidiales; Closteriaceae
Source: the annotation of a GenBank genome assembly